This is a messenger RNA of Sander lucioperca (pikeperch), 1607 nucleotides long. It is a transcript of the gene hacd4, whose product is annotated as 3-hydroxyacyl-CoA dehydratase 4. Gene Ontology annotation, biological process: fatty acid elongation; very long-chain fatty acid biosynthetic process; sphingolipid biosynthetic process. The transcript has 7 exons. The record is from RefSeq and is a predicted model, not a curated record. Gene Ontology annotation, cellular component: endoplasmic reticulum membrane. Lineage: Eukaryota; Metazoa; Chordata; Actinopteri; Perciformes; Percidae. Bases 344 to 931 code for a protein of 195 amino acids. Gene Ontology annotation, molecular function: 3-hydroxyacyl-CoA dehydratase activity.
CACAAGUGGAAUGUGCACUUCCCACUCGCUGUAACUGUAACAAUCAGCCAGAGGAAGCACUACAAAACACAGAUAUUGCAGCAAUGUUCUGCUCAGUUGUGAAGAAGAAUGAAGUAAGAGGCGGAUCUCUGUUGUCUCUGUUUACUGGGAGGAAACCGCUGCCAUCACCGGAACAAAAUGAUUCUCUUCCAACUCAAACAGGGAUUAUGAGCAGCCCCUCUUACAGUACCGGCAACAGAAGGAGACUUCAGAAAGAGAAUGUAAGCUCAGCUUCAGGCUCACCUACAUUUUCUCGUAUAAUCUGUUCCAGUUCUGUGGACACACAUGGAUACUGGCUAAUACUAUGGCCAGGUUUCUCACAUUUGGUCAAGAUGCCUUAGCAGACACAUUUUACUCUGUUGGCUUUGUGAUGAGUCUGUGCCAGCUGCUCUCCAUCCUGGAGCUUUUCCAUAUCGCAGAUGGGAUUGAGAAAGCCAGACUCCUGCCUCGCUUCGUCCAAGUUAUGGAGAAGAACCUCCUGCUGACCAUGGUCAUCAUGCUGGAGGAGAUCCAGAGUAAACCAGUGGUGUGUGCACAGUUCUUCUUGUGGAACAUUCUGGACCUCCUACGGUACCCACAUGAGCUGCUGUGUGUUUUGGAUACCCCCUCCACCACCAUGCUGUGGACUCGCUACACACUCUGGAUCCCCUUAUACAUCCUGUCAGUGGCCACUGAAGGUGUCACCAUAUACCAGGCCCUGCCUUAUGUUGAGCCAACAGCACCAAACUCAUCCCCUUUGAAUUCAACAGUGCCAGCACACGUUUACCUUCCCGUCAUCCUAAUGCUCUACCUGCCUGUUCUGGCUCUGGGGGCCUCUGUAACAGUCUGGCAACUGCUGAAGGAGAGACAGCACCACCUGGAGAAAUGGAACAAGAAGAUGAAAAAGAAAUGACACCUUCAGACUGAAUGUUUGGAUGGUUUAAGUUUUUUUUUUUUUUUAAAAGACAACAGGGACUGUUACUUUUUAAAUUCAGUGAGUUUGAUGUUAUAUAGAUGUGUGACCAUUACAAUCUAUAUUUAAUAGAAGAUAUUGAACUCAAGAGCCAAAAAAUCUAAUUCCACAUCCUUAAUUAUUUCCUGUAUUUGAUGAACUUUUAAUGGUCAUAUAUUGUUUUGACAGAGCACAUUCCUCAUGACGUCUUCAUAUGUGAUUGAAGUAGAGCAGGCACUGCCGUUUCUGUUUAACAUCCUAAACGUACAGGUUUUCCAUGUUGCUGCAGUGAGUCUCAUAUGUUCAGAGAUAUCUCUGCAUCCAGCAGGCAGAGGCUGGACAGAUGCCGUCUUAGGGUGUUUAAGCUCCAGCCGUGUUUUUGUGAAGAACCUGGUUGUGUUGACAUGGCAACAGUCUGUCAUGGCUCCUCUGGGCUACCAUCCGUAUGCUCGGGUCCACACAGCUUUCUUCUUGAACUCAGCGGAGGACUUGAGGGCCAACAGGGCCGCUGAAACAACACCAUUACAUAAACCACUCGGAACAAAUCCACUUUAUAAUCAAACAAGGAGGUUUAAUUUCUGCCAAGAAUGUUGUUUGCUCUUGUUAAUGUAUCCAACUAUAAAGCAAGCUGUGUGUG